Messenger RNA from Scleropages formosus (Asian bonytongue), 1424 nucleotides. It is a transcript of the gene plppr5b, whose product is annotated as phospholipid phosphatase related 5b. Gene Ontology annotation, molecular function: phosphatidate phosphatase activity. Lineage: Eukaryota; Metazoa; Chordata; Actinopteri; Osteoglossiformes; Osteoglossidae. The coding region runs from base 230 to 1186 and encodes 318 amino acids. The transcript is spliced from 6 exons. Gene Ontology annotation, biological process: phospholipid dephosphorylation; phospholipid metabolic process; signal transduction. The record is from RefSeq and is a predicted model, not a curated record. Gene Ontology annotation, cellular component: plasma membrane.
GCGCGCGCGUCCUCCGCACGCACGCAGACAGGCAGGCGUCUCCUUCCGCGCGCUCCGCACUCGCGCCCCUCGCCGAGCUGCCUGCCGUGCCAUGACGGGCGGCGCCUUGCGCCCGUCCUUCGAGGGAGUGUGUGAGGGGCGUGUGAGGCGGUGCCGGGGGGGAGCCAUGGCCAGGUUGCGGUAGGGACGCGCACGGGGGAGGCUCCGCCGACGAGCUCCGGCUUCAUAAAUGUUCUCUCGCUCACCUGUGACCACCAUGCUUUACUUCCAGCUGGUGAUCAUGGCGGGGACGGUCAUGCUGGCCUAUUACUUCGAGUACACGGACACGUUCGACGUGCACGUCCAGGGCUUCUUCUGCUACGACAGCUCGUACACGAAGCCGUACCUGGGACCCGAGGAGUCGAGCGCGGUCCCGCCAGCGCUGCUCUACACGCUCGUGGCCGGAAUACCCACUCUCGUGAUAAUUGUUACGGAGUGUGUCCUCUUCCUGCUUCAAUAUACAUCUAAAGAUUUAGACAGCCGGGAGAAGACCAUUGUAACCGGAGACUGUUGUUACCUCAACCCUCUUGUGCGAAGAACUUUCCGAUUUCUCGGUGUGUAUGCCUUUGGCCUCUUCACCACCGACAUCUUCGUGAAUGCGGGCCAGGUGGUGACGGGGAAUUUAGCUCCCCACUUCCUCACCGUGUGCAAGCCCAACUACACGGCGCUAGGCUGCCAGCAUGCUCUGCGCUUCAUCAGCCACCAGGAGGCCUGCACGGGUAACCAGGAGGACAUCCUUCGCGCCCGCAAGACCUUUCCAUCCAAGGAGGCUGCACUAAGCGUCUACGCUGCCCUGUAUCUCGCUAUGUACAUCACUUACACGGUGAAAGCCAAAGGAACCAGGUUAGCCAAACCUGUGCUGUCUCUGGGUCUAAUGUGCUUGGCUUUCCUCACGGGCCUCAACAGAGUGGCUGAGUAUCGCAACCACUGGUCUGACGUCAUUGCCGGCUUCGUCGUAGGAGUGGCCAUAGCCACGUUUCUGGUGGUGUGUGUGGUACACAACUUUAAAGGGAAGCUCCUGUUCAGCGAAAGCCCACCGCAAGACCAUGCAGACAGCGCUCCCAUGGCUAACCACCCCAGAGUGGAGAGCCCGCUGCAGAAAUACAUCGCUUCUCAGAAUCACAUCGCCUUCGCUGAGGUCACAUGACGCUGAAGCGGCCGUUUGCCAAGCGCAUUGGACAUCAUCCCUUUUCACAGUUCUGCCAUCAUAGUGCAAUGCAAGUUCCCAAAUUACUUCUCCCCCCCCCCCCAUCACUGUACCUUUCAGAAAAAUAACUCUAAAAGCAGCUCAGAUGAAGUCCUAAUGGAAAUCUACAGUACAUUAAAGAGGCUGGACAUCGUUCACACAAACAAGCCUCCUCAGUCCCCUUUUUUCCUUUCGGAAG